UUCUCAUUAGAUCUAUUAUCGCAUUAAAUUGUUUUUUUUUUUUAAGACUACAUUCCAGGGCUAAGGAAGCUCCUAACAAAAUAUAAUAAACAACAUAUAUAGGGCCUAGAUUAGGGCUAUACACAUUAGAAUUGGAUAUAGUCUCAAGUUAAACAAUACAUAUUACAAUCUAUUCUGUGGCAUUUUAUGUCUCGAGAGACGAUCUUUUCCCUUUGCAACUUCUUGUGUGACUAAAGAGGCCAAUCCUUGAUACACAGCUGCGAUCGCAGGUUGGGCAUAUGUAAUCACCAGGCGCCGUUACAUUUUCACCCUUCUUUCUGCUUCUGUUGUGUAUGACAUCUGCAUCUGACCUUUCCUUUAUGCUCUCUCUCCAUGUGGAUCUAUCCAGUGCCACCUCUUCCCAGCUGCUAGUGUCGAUUUUGAAGAGCUUCACGUCGCGUUUGCAUACAUCCGUAUAGCGUAAAAGUGGGCGACCAGCGGCUCUCUUGCCUUCUAUUAGAUCGUCAUUCAGAAUUACAAUCUAAAGAUUACAAUGUUAGAUCUACAGCCUGGAUCUAACUGCAUGAAUAGCAAUUCUUUUAAAUGCAUAAAAAAAACCAGCUAUUUUAUUCAUAUAGACCUACCAGCACACACAUUACGUCACUACGCAGUGUUUUCCAAACACGUAACUCACACAUUCUGAGCAUUUAGCCUAAUAAUUUAAUGGAACACUUUGCUUUUUUUUUCAGAGAGACUAAAUCGUGUGGUCCCCUAAAAUUAUUCUAGUAGAUCGUAAUCGUGGAACAUUAUUCAUUGCAGGCCCCGAGGAAUACUGUUUGUGAAACACUGCACUAUCGCCCUAUAGUUACACUAUAGUACUAUAGACCAGCAAAUUAAUUUUUCUUGAUUAAAAUAAAACUCAAAAUCGAAGAGAAAAACCCAAGCUUCGAUCACGGUCAUUACUAUAACUAAAUGGUCCACACAUGCUGUCAUUCUGAAUGACCAAGAUCUGGUGUUCGGAUCGGUCUACUCUAAACUAGAUCCAGAUACUCAGAUAGAGUCUUAUGAAUUUUAAGAAUAUUUUUAGUUUUUCAGUAUAUGGUUGGUUAAGAUGUCACAAACAAUGGAUGAUGCCAAUUUAAAGCCAUGUUUAUUCAAUGCAGUUGAUCAGAAUGAAGUUGGGCAAGGUACAAAUAAACAAUUACCUUCUGAGAAACUCAAUGAGCUGGUCACAAGAUUUGAGAAAUUUGAUGAGACUACAAAUGAUGGUAAUUGCAGGGAUGUUUUGUUGAAUGUUUUUGACAUUGGCAAAGAUGCAAAACAUCUAAGUAGAGAACAGAAAGACAAGAUAGCCAAGAUUUUAAAAAAUAAGGCAUCUUUUAUGGAUAACUAUUUAAUCACUUUUGGAUUGGAAUUUAAUUCAGUGGGCGCUCCUUCACUUUUGAAAUUUCGCUCAGCAUUAGAGUAUAUGAAAAAAUUUUAUGGCUGUUUUCCCGUAGAUGGAGAGGGAAAAAAUAUUGAUUUAGAUGAAGACAAUGGCACAAGUGAAGUUUUGGAUGAGGCUGUUUCCUUUUUAAAAAAACAUCUUUAUGUUGGAAUAGAACCAGAAGGAUAUUCAUUUGAAGAUCUACUAAGACCUUGUGACAUACCUAAAAGUCAUACCUGGUGGUUUAACGUUGAUGAGAAUGGAGUAGAUCAAAGUACAAAUAAACAAUCACUUUCUGAGAAACUCAAUGAGCUGGUCACAAGAUUUGAGAAAUUUGAUGAGACUACAAAUGAGGAAAAUUGCAGGGAUGUUUUGUUCAAUGUUUUUGAAAUUGGCAAAGAUGCAAAACAUCUAAGUAGAGAACAGAAAGACAAGAUAGCCAAGAUUUUAAAAAAUAAGGCAUCUUUUAUGGAUAACUUUUUAAUCACUUUUGGAUUUGAAAUUAAUUCAGUGGGCGCUCUUGCACUUUUGAAAUUUCGCUCAGCAUUAGAGUUUAUCAAAAAAUUGUAUGGCUGUUUUCCCGUGGAUGGAGAGGGAAAAAAUAUUGAUUUAGAUGAAGACAAUGGCACCAGUGAAGUUUUGGAUGAGGCUGUUUCCUUUUUUAAAAAUCAUCUUUUGGGUGGAUUAGAGCCUGUAGGGUAUUCGUUUGAAGAUUUACUGAGACCAUGUGACAUACCUAAAAGUCAUACCUGGUGACAUAUACAUAGAUAUCAUAAAAAAAAACACACUGGAGUAUUUCAUAAAAUUUUCCAUUCAAUUCAGUAUUAUAAAUAUUUAGGAAUGAAUUAAUAUACGGGUACCUGUAUAUGUUUAUAGUGUAAAAAAAAGAUUGAUUUUUAUUAAUUAAUUUUAUAGUAAGCUUUUAUUAAGCUGCAGUAAUUAUUUUUCACAUUUCAAAUGUCUCUCCACCAAAUAUCAAUGAAUAAAAUACUCAUAUAACAGUAUGUGUUAUGUAAUUUUAAUAUUGAAAAAAAAAAAAGAACCUAUGUUAUGUCUGUAUGCUAAUUAAUAAUAUGAGCCUGUUGUUUAUAACAUAAGCUCUUUUGUACCUUUUUAAAAAAAGUGUAUUACAUGACUUAAAAGUAGCUUAUGUGAAAUUGGUUUGUCUGUUUCAGACUUGUAUAUAGUUGAAUCCAAUAGUUCAUUUGAAAUAAAUCUGUAUCAUGGAUAGCUUAUAACAAUUUCAUCUCUAAAAUGUGUGGGGUUUUUUGUAUUUCAGCCUUUGUAUUGUUGACAAAGUGUUUGCCUGAAUGCAAGCUCAUGUUAUGUGGAUUCCAAUAUUCAUAUAUUUAUAUGUAUUGACUCAGAUUAAUAAGAACAUUUAUGACAUUUUUUAAAUAGAGUUUUUUACAUUUUGUAAAGUAUCAUUUCACUUUCACAUCUGUUGGGGCACCAAACAUGAUUUGUUGACCAUCUUUCUCCAUUCCUCUUUUUUUACCUGGAAUAGAAUCUUUUUCAAUGACAGGCCCAUCCUUUCUUUUCAUCAUUUUCUCUGUCUCAUCUUCUUUUUCCUGGUACUGAUCCCUGAAGGAAGGUCUUUGUGAGCAAUGGGAACCUUGUGAUAUGGCCAUAAAGUUUGAGUUUUAGUUUUUGACAGUGGUUAGCAGGUUACCAUGGGGCCCAAUAGUUGUUGUGGUCCUGUUUCUAAUUUUUUUUAUUUUUUUUUUUUGUUCCUAGGACACCUAUAGAGCAUCUCAAUUCCUUAGCUAUGAUCCUCCUCUCUAGUUCUGCAGUUAGCAUAUAAGACUCACAAGUAUAUAAGAAUGACUAACGAGUGUGUCAUUCUUAUUUUAGUGUAGAGGGUUAUGCCUUAGCAGCCUUUGUCUUUCCAGAUUGUUUCUCAAGUGAUGCUGUGGACUAUGCAAUUCAGGCCAGUAGCUCAGGUUUUGUUCAUUCAUCAGAAACGAUAGCUUCUAGGUAUUUAAAAUUAUUAAUUUUGUCAACCUUUUUCCUCCAAUACUGAUGUCCCUUUUCAAGCCCUGUUGCCUUUGACUUUUUUUUUAUUGUUAUUGAUUUGAGGAAGUUAAAAGUUCUAACUAAUUCUAUGCUGAAUAUUUACAACACAUUCCACUUAUGGAGAAAUAGAUUUGAACAGAAUACUGGUGUACGUAUAUGUAUAUAUACUUUAUAAAGAAUAAUAUCAGCAUUGGACAGAAAAUCUAUAUGCUAUGAAAUGUCCUAUUUGUAAAAGUGUUGUUUUUGCAUCAAUAAAAAAGUUGUAAUGUACCA
Biomphalaria glabrata is the source of this 3694-nucleotide messenger RNA. RefSeq lists its product as uncharacterized. Lineage: Eukaryota; Metazoa; Mollusca; Gastropoda; Planorbidae. The record is from RefSeq and is a predicted model, not a curated record. The coding region runs from base 1091 to 2161 and encodes 356 amino acids. The transcript is spliced from 6 exons.